Molecule: messenger RNA, 2492 nt
Organism: Amborella trichopoda
Lineage: Eukaryota; Viridiplantae; Streptophyta; Magnoliopsida; Amborellales; Amborellaceae
Product: cytidine/deoxycytidylate deaminase family protein
Biological process (GO): riboflavin biosynthetic process
Molecular function (GO): 5-amino-6-(5-phosphoribosylamino)uracil reductase activity; diaminohydroxyphosphoribosylaminopyrimidine deaminase activity; NADP binding
Source: RefSeq, a predicted model, not a curated record
UUUUUGAAUAAAAAUUUCACACCAUUUUCCACGUACGUCCCCCCACGCAUCCCCAAUCGCUAUUGUUUUUCGCUUGAUCUUCGAUUCACUCUCUCAUGCCUCUCACUUCACUUCCCCUGUUUCCCUCUCACUUCUUUCUCUCUAUAUCCAUGACACAGCUUGAACGCACACUGUCUCUAAAUUCACGAUUCAGCUUUGAACUCUCUCUCUCUCUCUCUCUCUCUCUCUAAAUUUACAGUUCAGCAUUGAAGUCUCUCUCAAAAUUCACGGUUCGGAUUUCAAUUCUCUCUCUCCACCCUCACACGAGAAAGCCACAAAAGAAAGAAUUCAAGAAGCUCUCAUUUUGGUUAUCUGGUGUUACAGUCGUCUUCUCUGCACAUAGAAUAUAGAAGCCGAGUGCUUGUAGCAGCGAUUGAGUAGCGGACUGUUUUACAAACUGCAACAUACCCCAUCACCAUCCAUGGCCUUAUCCUGUGGUGCUGGGGCACUUGCUAUGGGGGGUACACCGUUCAGUGGCCAUGCAUUAGAUGCCGCCCACGUGCAGAGGGCUGCCGGCAUCGCGGACAAGUCGGCAGGGUGCACAUCCCCACAUCCGAAUUUUGGUUGCGUGAUUGCGAGGGGAGAGCGUGUAGUAGGGGAGGGGUUCCUUUAUGCGCAGGGCACCAAAUGUGCGGAACUGCAGGCGGUGGAGAUGGCCGGAGGGGAGCUGUGCAAGGGUGCCACUGCAUACCUUAACUUAGAGCCGGGCGAUUGCCAUGGCGAUGACAGUGCCUUAUCUGCUCUCAUCCAGGCAGGAGUUUCGAGAGUUGUUGUGGGUCUCAGGCAUCCUUUGAGACAUUUUCGAGGGAAAGCAAUCCAUUCAUUAAGAAGUGAAGGUCUGCUGGUUGACGUGCUUGGGGAAGACAUGCGAAGUAAAAUUAUUGAGGAUGCUCUGAAAUCCUGCCUUGUAGUAAAUGCUCCUUUACUCUAUAGAGCUGCUUAUGGAAUUCCAUAUUCUGUCCUCAAAUACGCAAUGACCCUAGAUGGAAAGAUUGCAUCAAGCAGUGGCCAUGCAUCAUGGAUUAGCAGUAAGCUCUCCAGGCAACGAGUAUUUGAAUUACGAGGCAGAAGUGACGCUGUCAUUGUUGGUGGCAAUACACUGCGCCGUGAUGAUCCAAGAUUAACGGCUAGACAUGGGGGUGGCCAUUUGCCUAUAAGAAUUGUCAUGUCACAAUCUUUGAAUCUUCCUGAAGUUGCAAACCUCUGGGAUGUCUCUGUUGCACAUACAAUAGUUACGACACAAAGAGGGGCUCGCAAGAGUUUCCAGAAAUUACUCGCAUCAAAAGGUGUUGAAGUAGUAGAGUUCGACAUCUUAAACCCUAGGGAUGUUAUGGAGUAUUGCUAUGAUCGUGGUUAUCUUUCUAUUUUGUGGGAAUGUGGAGGUGGUUUAGCUGCUCCUGCUAUUGCAUCUGGUGUUAUUCACAAGGUGUGUGCAUUUGUUUGCCCAAAGAUAGUUGGUGGACUGAAGGCACCUACUCCUGUUGGUGAACUUGGAAUGGUCGAGAUGUCUCAAGCGCUCAAUUUGACUGAUGUUUCUUUUGAGCAGAUUGGUCCAGACAUGCUCAUAAGUGGAUUCCUGCAGCCCAUUCCUGAUUUGACACCUGUGAUUCCAACUCUAGGUGAUACAUCUUCCAUAGAUCCUACAUUAAAUCCCUAUGAUGCGAACAUAAUUUUCUUUUACAAGACAUGGGAUCCAUAUGGAGCUCUUUCAAACUUUUCUUCACAUCCUUUGCACAUGCCUGAUGAGAAUGGAGUCUAUAUCACUUGGCAGAGUGUGGAGCAUUAUUAUCAGGCGAACAAGUUUGUGGGUGUUGAUGAUCCAAUAGCAAGAGCUUGUGUGGGAGAAAUAAAAUCCACAGGAAGCCCAGAGGAAGCUGCGCGCAUUGGAAGGACAUCAGAGAGACAACACCCUCAUUUGAUGAGAGCUGACUGGGAUACUUUGAAGAUCAAUGUCAUGUACAAGGCUCUCAAGUGCAAGUUCUCCACCUACCCUCAUCUUAAGUCUCUCUUGCUUUCUACUGUUGGAUCUGUUCUGGUUGAAGCUUCACCACAUGAUCUUUUCUGGGGUGGGGGUCGAGAAGGAGAAGGGUUGAAUUAUCUUGGCCGCUUGCUGAUGCAGAUACGAUCUGAAUUUCUUGGAUGCCCGUUCACUCUAAAGCUAUGCACUUUGCUAGAAACACACUGUGAAGAACUAGACGAUUCGAUGAAGAUGAGAGAGAAAGAGGGUUCAAUCCAAUGCAAAUGCUCACUAGGAGAGAGGGAGAGUUUUAGAUCGAGUUGUCGAUUAGGUAAAUGCUCACUAACAGCCUGUUUGAUAAAUGAUAGCAAGUUCAUGAAUUGUAAAUCGGAAGUAGUUCAUUGCGGAGAAGAUAGAAGUUACUGUAAGAAGUUCUUGGUUUCUGUAUUUGAUAGCCUCCUGAGAAGUUAAAGAAGUUUUUGGUUUCUGUGUUUGA